Molecule: messenger RNA, 1814 nt
Organism: Lucilia cuprina (Australian sheep blowfly)
Lineage: Eukaryota; Metazoa; Arthropoda; Insecta; Diptera; Calliphoridae
Product: protein phosphatase methylesterase 1
Exons: 6
Coding region: 186-1397 (403 amino acids)
Biological process (GO): protein demethylation
Molecular function (GO): protein methylesterase activity
Source: RefSeq, a predicted model, not a curated record
CAAAAAAAAUCAGCUGCGCGUCGAUACGUAACGGAAUAAAAACACAAAUGGCUUUUUAGUGGAAAAAAAAAGACAAUCCUACCUUGAAAAUUACUUUUAUCCUUAAAUAAAGGAAGAAAAACGUAACGCAAACUCAAGGCACAAUUACUUAAUAAAGUUAAAUCCAGGAAAAAAACAAUAAAAACAUGUCCAACUUACAGAGAACCAUGUUGAAAGGUCGUUUGCCACCCACCAUACCCAGCAGUCGCAUAGGAAGAAGCGAUUCAUUUAAAAAGUCACGAGUUCGUGAUUUUAAACCCUCUUUGUGGAGUGAAUUCUUUGACGAAAAGGAUGACGUAGUUGUGGAUGAGAAACGUACUUUUCGCAUCUAUCGCACAAAGCAACCGGAAAAGCCGGGACCAGUUUUACUGCUACUACACGGUGGUGGUUAUUCGGGUCUAACAUGGGCUCAUUUUUGUAUGGAGAUUACCAAUAUGAUACAUUGCCAAUGUUUAUCCAUUGAUUUACGUGGUCAUGGCGAUACUCAAACGGAUGAUGAAGAUGAUUUGUCGGCCGAUACUUUGGCCAAAGAUAUUGGUGAUCUAUUGUUAAAAAUUUACCCAGCUAAUAUGCCUCCCAUUUACAUAGUGGGUCAUUCAAUGGGUGGUGCUAUUGCGGUACAUUUCGCCAGUAUGGAAUUGAUAUCAAAUAUAAUUGGUAUCACAGUCAUCGAUGUGGUAGAAGGAACAGCUAUGGAGGCCUUAGCCAGCAUGCAAAGUUUUUUAAGAUCUCGACCCCAGUACUUUAAAAGUAUACCGAAUGCCAUUGAGUGGUGUAUACGCAGUGGACAAAUACGUAAUUUAGACAGUGCCAAAAUCUCAAUGCCAGGACAAAUUAUUAAUUGUACAACGAAAAAAUUAGCCACAAAUGAAUUACCACUUGCUGAGGAUGAUGAAGAGACUGAAGCUGCUGGUACCACUAAAUAUAUACAUCCCUUUAGUAUUUCUGAAGAUGAGGAAGUAACGGGUGAAACUACACCCACUGAGGUUAAUAAAAAAGAAUUGGAUUUUAAAAAACCCUUAGCUUCCCAUGAUGAAAAUAAUAAAAAAUACACCUGGCGCAUUGAUUUGUCUAAAUCGGAAAAAUACUGGAUUGGUUGGUUCUCGGGUUUGAGUGAGAAAUUCCUAAACUUACGUCUACCCAAGCAAUUGCUUUUGGCCAGCAUUGAUGGCCUGGACAAAGCCCUAACUGUUGGCCAAAUGCAAGGACGCUUUCAAAUGCAAGUUUUGGCCCGCUGUGGUCAUGCUGUCCAUGAGGAUCGUCCCCAUGAAGUGGCCGAAGUGCUAAGUGGUUAUUUGAUUAGAAAUCGUUGUGCCGAGGCUGCUGGUGAUUUUCGCUGCCAUUUGCCAGCUUGUUAAACAAACAAUUAAAGUUGUUAAGUAACAUACAAUAUUUCUUUUGUCAAAUCAAUUCAUUUUCCCCUCCGUAGAUGCAUGCCAAUUUGUGGGAUGGUGUAAAAGCAUGCAUAACAUUAUUUCAUUAUAAAUACUUUUUAACACAUGCAUCGUUCAGUAUGUACAUUGGAACAUUUUCAAUUGUGUAUUUAAUUAAAAAAAAAACGCAUUAACAAAUACAUUUCUUUAAUUUAUUGUGCAUCAAAAAAAUUAAAAGAAAAAAUAACAUUUAUAUUUCACAAAAAGGUAAAAAUCUAUUUAUUAAAAGGAAAUCAAAGAAAACUAUUAUUCAAAAUUAUAAUAACAAUUUAAUUAAUUUUGCGUUAAACAUCGUUUUGCUUCAAAUUAAUAAAGAAAAACUUCAAAAAGAAUUCAGCAAAA